Molecule: messenger RNA, 731 nt
Organism: Misgurnus anguillicaudatus (oriental weatherfish)
Lineage: Eukaryota; Metazoa; Chordata; Actinopteri; Cypriniformes; Cobitidae
Gene: bcl2l10
Product: BCL2 like 10
Biological process (GO): regulation of apoptotic process; release of cytochrome c from mitochondria; extrinsic apoptotic signaling pathway in absence of ligand
Cellular component (GO): mitochondrial outer membrane
Molecular function (GO): BH domain binding
Source: RefSeq, a predicted model, not a curated record
CCAGUUCCAGAUCAAUGGAAAUACGAAAGCGUUCUGACGCAAUGAGGGCGUGGCCUCCGCUAAAGCCAUUCAAAUAAGGCGGAGUGACGGAAGAGCUUUCCGCUGUUUGCGUAACCGUCGGUGGAGAGCGCAGUCUGACAUCGCUGGGAGGAAAAUGUCCUGUUGGUUGAGGGAAGAGACUUUGAAGCUGGCAGAAGAUUAUCUCAGAUUCUGCAGUGGGAACCAACAGACGCCUCCCAGCGAGUCAGCGCAAGCCAUGAGAUACCUGGCCAAAGAGUUGGAGCAGCAACACAGAAACAAAUUCCGGUCGCUCUCCCUGGAAUUCCUGGACACCUGCGGAUCCGAUCCCAGCAAGUGUUUGCAGAGCGUGAUGAGGGAACUGGUAGGAGAUGGCAAACUUAACUGGGGAAGGGUGGUCUCCAUCUUUACUUUCACUGGAGUGCUGGCCAAUGAGCUUUUGUCCAGAGGAGAGAACUCGGGGUGCUCCUUGAGACUGGCCGAAACCAUAGCUGACUACCUGGGAGUGGAAAAACAGGACUGGUUGCUGGAAAAUGGAGGCUGGGAGGGUUUCUGCAGGUUUUUUCACAGCGCCAGACAGCUAAACCAAGAGUCCUCAAUGAAGACAGCACUGUUCGCCGCAGCAGGAGUUGGUUUAGCCGGUUUAACGUUUCUUUUAGUCCGCUAAACACUUUAGGUUUUCUUUAUCACACAUAAGCAUCUGACCUUUGUUU